This is a messenger RNA of Cucumis melo (muskmelon), 1499 nucleotides long. RefSeq names its product serine carboxypeptidase-like 45. Gene Ontology annotation, molecular function: serine-type carboxypeptidase activity. The record is from RefSeq and is a predicted model, not a curated record. The coding region runs from base 1 to 1302 and encodes 433 amino acids. The transcript is spliced from 10 exons. Gene Ontology annotation, cellular component: vacuole. NCBI's taxonomy places the organism in Eukaryota, Viridiplantae, Streptophyta, Magnoliopsida, Cucurbitales, Cucurbitaceae. Gene Ontology annotation, biological process: proteolysis.
AUGUUUAGAUUUGGAGAGUGUUUUGAAGGUGAUUUGAUAAAGAGCUUGCCAGGACAACCAAUUGUUAAUUUUAAACAAUAUGGAGGUUAUAUUACCAUUGAUGAACUACAAAGUAGGUCUCUUUUUUACUACUUUGUUGAGGCCCAAUCUGACCCCUCUUCAAAGCCUCUUGUUCUUUGGUUAAAUGGAGGUCCUGGUUGUUCAUCACUUGGAGCAGGAGCUUUUGUUGAGAAUGGUCCUUUUAGACCAAAAGGAAAUGUUUUGAUUCUCAAUGAAUUUAGUUGGAACAAUGUGGCGAAUGUACUGUAUCUUGAAUCUCCGGCCGGAGUUGGUUUCUCAUUUUCCAAGAAUACCACAUUCUACGACACGGUUAAUGACAAAAUCACCGCACAAGACAAUAUUGUUUUCUUGGAACGAUGGUUGGAAAAAUUUCCAGAAUAUAAAAACAAAGAAUUCUACAUAACUGGAGAAAGCUAUGCUGGUCAUUAUGUUCCACAACUUGCAAGACUUAUUGUUCAAUCCAAACUUAACAUUAAACUCAAAGCAAUUGCUAUUGGGAACCCAUUAUUGGAAUUCAACACAGAUUUCAAUUCAAGAGGAAAAUAUUUGUGGUCGCAUGGAGUAAUAUCUGAGUCCACAUUUGAGCUUCUGAAUUCUGUUUGUAGCAUUUCUCAAAUGAUAAGAGAAUCUAUCAAUGGGGAGAUUUCAGAUGCAUGUUUUAGUAUCAAUGAUUUGGUUUCUCAAGAGAUGUCUCCUUUUAUAAAUGGAUAUGCCAUCAAUCUUGAUGUUUGUUCGAGUGUGUUGUCCUUUGAUCGUCGUUUGGGAGAUGCAGGAAAAGUAGAUGUUUGUAUAGUGAAUGAGAUAGAAGCAUAUCUAAAUAGAGUGGAUGUUCAACAAGCUCUUCAUGCUCAAUUGGUUGGAGUUUCUUCUUGGUCCCUUUGCAGCGAUAUUUUGGAUUACGAUAGGACCAAUUUAUUUAUACCAACCAUUAAUAUCGUGGGUUCACUUGUGCAUUCUGGAAUAAGAGUUUUGGUCUACAGUGGAGAUCAAGAUUCAGUAAUUCCAUUACUUGGAACUCGAACUUUGGUUAAUAAAUUAGCAAAAGCUUUGAGAUUGAACACCACACUCCCUUACUCAGCUUGGUUUCAUAAUCAUCAGGUUGGAGGAUGGGUAGAAACAUUUGGAGAGAAGAACAAUCUGUCAUUUGCAACCAUUAGAGGAGCUGCUCAUCAAGCUCCAUAUACUUCACCAGCAACCUCUUUAGCACUUUUUACUGCUUUCCUACAAGCUAAAAACCCUUGAAUAAUCAAUACACACAUUACUGUUAUUAUUACUACUAAUCUUUAAUUUUGUGUGUGUGUGCUUUCAUUUUUCAAUAACUAAGCAUAUAACUAAUAUGCUUCAACUUUCCCCACCUACCGUUAUGGAUAUUUUUAUUUAAUUUACCUAUUUGUAACUCAUAUAUCAACAAUAUAUAUACAUAGUGGAUUUUUCUUUCC